CAUCUUGAGGGCGCCUCUCUUUCGUUCUCUCUUUGCAGCUGCGCAGAGAGAGGUGAGGUAUAUACAGGUUGGGAGAGAAAGUCCAGAGAGGCUGACUCUCCUUUCUCUCUAUAUUCGAACCCUAUUCCUACUCUAUCUCUCUCUCUCGUGUGUUCUCUCUCUGUGCCCACUUUCCGUUAUCUUUUUCUCUCUACAACUCAACUCAGGAUUCGCAUCUCGAGUUAUGCAGCAGGCAGAUCAGACCGUCAUAAGCUUGCGUCCAGGUGGUGGUGGUGGUCCUCGCGGCACCAGAUUCCUCGGCCCUCGCUUCGACUCUUCCUCAUCGUCUUCAUCUGAUGCUCAGCCUCUUCGCCCUCACGGCGGUCUCGCUCCAUCGUCGUUCCUCAAGAGUGGAGACUUGCGGUUUGAAGGUCGUGAACGUGUCCGGUACACCCGAGACCAGCUGUUGCAACUUAGGGAGGUUGUUGAUAUCCCUGAGAAUAUUUUGAAGAUAAAACAAGAGAUUGAGUCUGAGUUUGGUGGUGAAGACCAAAACUGGAAUCGUGGAGAUGGCAACGUUCAACCCCAAUCCCAAAGUCGUUAUACUGAGCCAGACAACCGUGACUGGCGUGGCCGAUCUUCACAGUUGCCUGCCACUGGAGAGGAUAGAUCCUGGGAAUCAAUUCGAGACAAUAAGGAGUUACCCAGUCGAUUUGAGUCAAGGACUCAGGACUUGAAUAACCGUCAAGACCAACUAAACUCCCAGUUUGUGAGGGCUCAACUAUCUUCUAACCAAGGGGUAGGGCCUGCUCCUGUUCUUGUCAAGGCUGAAGUGCCAUGGUCUGCUCGAAGGGUGAGUCUAUCUGAGCAGGAACGUGUUCUGAAGACAGUGAAAGGCAUACUGAACAAAUUGACCCCGGAGAAGUUUGAUGUUCUCAAAGGUCAGCUGAUUGAAUCUGGAAUAACCACCCAUGAUAUUUUAAAGGGUGUUAUCUCGCUUAUUUUUGAUAAGGCUGUGCUGGAGCCCACAUUUUGUCCCAUGUAUGCUCUUCUAUGCUCAGACCUUAAUGAGAAGCUGCCGCCAUUUCCCUCUGAAGAACCUGGUGGGAAAGAAAUUACCUUUAAGCGAAUCCUCCUGAAUAAUUGCCAAGAGGCAUUUGAAGGUGCUGACAGCCUGAGGGCAGAAAUUGGGCUGUUGACUGCCCCUGAGCAAGAAGUGGAACGGAGGGAAAAAGAAAGAAAAGUGAAGCUCCGAACUCUUGGAAACAUUCGCCUUAUUGGUGAACUUCUUAAGCAGAAGAUGGUGCCUGAAAAGAUUGUUCACCACAUUCUUCAGGAGCUUUUGGGACAAGAUGGUAAAACUUGCCCAGCUGAGGAGAAUGUGGAGGCUAUAUGUCAAUUUUUUAAUACUAUUGGAAAGCAGCUGGACGAGAGCCAAAAAUCUCGGCGAGUUAAUGAUCUUUACUUCAGCAGGUUGAAGGAGCUGACGACAAACCCCCAACUUGCACCACGGUUGAGGUUCAUGGUUCGUAAUGUUCUUGAUCUGCGGGCGAACAACUGGGUCCCUAGACGUGAAGAGGUGACAGCUAAAACCAUCACUGAAAUUCAUUCAGAGGCAGAGAAGAAUCUAGGGUUGCGUCCAGGUGCAACUGCAAGCAUGAGAAAUGGUCGUAAUACAGGGGCACUUGGUGGUAUGGGCCCUGGAGGCUUCCCCAUUUCUAGACCUGGUUCUGGGGGUAUGAUGCCUGGAAUGCCUGGGACCAGGAAGAUGCCUGGAAUGCCUGGGCUUGAUACUGAUAACUGGGAGGUUCCUCGAAACCGUUCAAUGCCAAGGGCUGAUGGUGUUGGAGCCCAGUCUGCCUUGCGUGUCCAGUCAGCUUUAAUCUCCAAACCAGGGCCAAUCAAUUCAAAACUUCUACCCCAGGGCAGUGGGGGUUUCAUAAGUGGGAAGACAAGUGCCUUAUUGCAGGGUAGUUCUGCAUCGACAUCUCAACAGCCUUCCAGCUUUGUUUCGGGAGUUGAGCCUAUUAGUCAAACCCCUAAGCCUGUUUCUCAGGUAGCACCUGUUCGUACUCCUGAGAAACCACAGGCUGCUGCACCAAGAUCAAAUCCUGUUGAUCUUCGUAGAAAAACUGUCUCCCUUCUGGAGGAAUAUUUCAGUGUUCGAAUUCUUGAUGAAGCAUUACAGUGUGUUGAGGAGCUGAAAUCUCCUGCAUAUCACCCUGAGGUUGUUAAAGAAGCUGUUAGCCUUGCCCUGGAAAAGAGUCCACCUUGUGUAGAACCAGUCAUAAAGCUUCUUGUGUACUUGUUCAAUAAAAAUGUUUUGCUGGCUAGGGAUUUAGGGACUGGAUGUCUCCUCUAUGGCUCACUGUUGGAUGAUGUUGGCAUUGAUUUACCAAAAGCACCAAAUAACUUCGGUGAGGUUCUUGGGAAGCUGGUUUUGGCCGGGGGUUUAGACUUCAAGGUGGUGAAGGAGGUCCUGGAGAAGGUGGAAGAUGACAGGUUCCAGGCAGCCAUCUUUGAUGCUGUCAUGAGCAGCAUUAGCUCAGACCCUUUGGGGCAAGGAUUGAUGGAAAAACAUAGACUUGAUAUCCAGGACUGCAAGAGUUUGCUUGGUUGAUUCCAGGCUGUGUGUCUUAGUCAUCGCAGGAAGCUGCUCAGCUUUCUAUAACAGGGGAGAUCAAAUAAUUGCAAUACUUUUAUUUAUUCUUCCCAUAUUUUGCCAUAGUUUCUUGCUUUCAAGUUUUACAAUUUGUCACCAGUGGACCAGGAAACUACAGAAUUUUAUUCAGUUGUAUAUUUUUUUUUCGAGUUUUUCUCUUUUUUCAUGAAUUUGUUUAUUAAGUGAGGAUUAGCAUAAUGCCUUGUAUCUCUCUCAGGUUCUAGAUAUUUAUUCCCAGAACCCGGAGAUGAGCAGGCUUUGUUGUUAUCCAGUUGUUACAUUAGAUUUUGAAUUUAUAUGUACCAAGUAAUUUGGUUUUUGCUACCCAGGCCACCAUGGUGGGCCAAAUUUUCAA
Vitis riparia (riverbank grape) is the source of this 2996-nucleotide messenger RNA. RefSeq names its product eukaryotic translation initiation factor-like. Gene Ontology annotation, cellular component: eukaryotic translation initiation factor 4F complex. Bases 224 to 2599 code for a protein of 791 amino acids. The record is from RefSeq and is a predicted model, not a curated record. The transcript is spliced from 9 exons. Gene Ontology annotation, molecular function: protein binding; translation initiation factor activity; mRNA binding. NCBI's taxonomy places the organism in Eukaryota, Viridiplantae, Streptophyta, Magnoliopsida, Vitales, Vitaceae.